AUGGUCUGCCAGCAAUUUGGUGGAAUCAAUGGAAUUGUUUUUUAUGCCAGCAGUAUUUUUGACCUAGCAGGAUUUCCUUCCACGGUCGGGAGUAUAUAUUUUGCUAUUAUUCAGGUUCUUAUUUUUAACUUGACUAGUAGUACUAGUCAUCACAACACUCAUUCUACGAGUCAAGAUUUUAGAGAUGAUCUUGUAAAUUAUGGUACAACAAGAGAUGGGUCUAAAAUCUUUGAUUGA
Molecule: messenger RNA, 237 nt
Organism: Lathyrus sativus (Indian pea)
Lineage: Eukaryota; Viridiplantae; Streptophyta; Magnoliopsida; Fabales; Fabaceae
Source: the annotation of a GenBank genome assembly